This is a messenger RNA of Aspergillus glaucus CBS 516.65, 835 nucleotides long. Its product is annotated as Rab family GTPase. The record is from RefSeq and is a predicted model, not a curated record. The transcript has 6 exons. Gene Ontology annotation, molecular function: GTPase activity; GTP binding. Gene Ontology annotation, biological process: exocytosis. Gene Ontology annotation, cellular component: recycling endosome. Lineage: Eukaryota; Fungi; Ascomycota; Eurotiomycetes; Eurotiales; Aspergillaceae. Bases 157 to 789 code for a protein of 210 amino acids.
CUUCCCUUUUGCUACGGACCAGUCUGGCAUCUGCUCCGUGUCUGUGCUUUUUCUUUCUUUCUAUUAUCUCCCUCGUGACGGCUCGAAGCCACGUCGAAUUUCUUACCCUUUUUUUUAUCUAAAAGAGUGCUGGUCUAACUCCCACGACUACCCCUCAUGGCUAACGACGAAUAUGAUUUUCUCUUCAAGGUGGUGCUGAUCGGUGAUUCGGGUGUCGGAAAGUCCAACCUGUUGAGUCGUUUCACCCGCAACGAGUUCAAUCUGGACUCCAAGUCGACUAUCGGUGUCGAAUUCGCAACCCGCUCCAUCCAGGUCGAUUCCAAGACGAUCAAGGCUCAGAUUUGGGAUACUGCUGGCCAGGAACGUUACCGGGCGAUUACCUCGGCUUACUACCGUGGCGCGGUCGGCGCUCUCCUCGUUUACGAUAUUAGCAAACAUCAGACCUACGAAAACGUCAACCGGUGGUUGAAAGAGUUGCGGGAUCACGCUGAUUCCAACAUCGUCAUCAUGUUGGUCGGAAACAAGAGCGAUUUGAGACACCUGCGGGCUGUGCCCACGGAAGAGGCCAAGCAGUUUGCGAGCGAGAACAACUUGUCGUUCAUUGAGACCUCUGCCCUUGACGCCAGCAACGUCGAACUUGCCUUCCAGAACAUUCUGACAGAAAUCUACCGUAUCGUCUCCAGCAAGGCGCUCGAGGGUGACUCGCCCCAGAACCCGCUCGGGGAACGUCGCCAGGUCAUCAACAUUAGCGAGUCGCAGGAUUCGGAGCAGAAGCAGGGCUGCUGUUAAACGACUUUUCUUCCUUUCUCCCUUUGUCUUUUUUUUUUUUUUUUUU